UGGCCCCGCGGGGAGGCCGGUGAGGAGCGGCGGGCAUGGCCGGCAGAGCCCCGCAGCCCGCGGCCGUGCCGCAGCCCCCCGGCGGCGGCCACCACCACCACCACCACCACCACCCCUAUCCGCACCCGGUGGCGGCGGAGGGCGAGGGCCCGGAGGAGGAGGCCGAGGCCUUCGAGCUGCGGCCGCGGGGCCGGGAGAAGGUGCGGCGAAGCGCCUCGAGGGACCGGCCGGACGACAUCGUCCUGCUGACGAGGGACAUCCAGGAAGGGGACACGCUGAACGCCAUCGCGCUGCAGUUCUGCUGCUCGGUUGCAGAUAUCAAGAGAGUUAACAAUCUUAUCAACGAUCAAGAUUUUUUUGCCCUGAGGUCUAUCAAAAUCCCAGUGAAAAAGUUCAGCGUACUGACCGAGACACAUGCCUCUCCAAAAGGAAGGCCAGUCCUUCGGCCGGCUCACUGUUCCCCAGAAGUGCAGGAGACAUCACCUUCUGACAAAUUCUCUGCUAACGAGACUGCUGGCAACUUCUUAAAAGAAGUGGAUCGAGAUAUAGAAGAGAUCGUGAAGUGCAACGAUACGAAGAGAGAGAACCUUAAUGAAGUUGUUUCUGCCUUAGCAGCCCAACAGGUCUGUUUUGAAACUGAUGGUAAAACUAAAAAAUCCAAGGAUCCUUACUAUGGAGCGGAUUGGGGCAUAGGGUGGUGGACAGCUGUAGUGAUUAUGUUGAUCAUUGGCAUAAUAACUCCAGUUUUUUAUCUCCUGUACUAUGAAGUUUUAGUGAAAGCAGAUGUCAGUCACCAUUCUACAAUGGAAUCUGCCCAUUCCUUUGUCACAGCAGCUUCACAUCAGAAACAAAUAGAAAAUGGAAUGAAUCCAGCGAAUAUUAUAAAUGUUGAUAAUCAAGGAGACCUUCAGCCUUACAACCGAAAACCCCAGGCAACUGUCAUUCAUAGACACAUAACAUAGCGUUAGGUGAAGAGGAAACCACAGAAUGCAAAAGGCAUCUGUAACGCAGAUGAAAUACUUAACAGAGAAAUACUUAAUGACCUACCUUUAUGGGCAGUGUUCCAGCACAAGGAUGUUCCCAUGGAUCAUGUAAGCCCAUUAAUGUGCUUCAGGCAGAAGAUUUUGAUGCAAGAUUGGAAUAUAAGUUAAGAAAUUGUCUCUGAAGUGUUGCACUUUUUUUCUAUUUUAAUAGGUGUGUGUUUUCUAAUAAAUGACGAGGUGAAAAAGGUAGUUUGAGCUAACACAUAAGGAAUCUCACUGUACAUUUUGCAGCCCUAAGAUGGGCAUUUGGGGAUAUCUAUCUUUUAAAUAUCUUAAAGUAUUUAUAGAGUGCAUAGUACAUUUGACAUUUUAAUAUCAAGUUUACAGUUACCAGAUAAGACUACAUUCUUAUAUUUUUCUUACGGAAUUUUUAAAACUCAGUCAUUCCAUAAUUAACUGCCACUAUACAGUCCUCUUUUUCCACAAUGUCUACGAAAGAGGCAGUAGCUAAUACUUAAGCUGGAGUCCUCAAAUUUUGUGCCUGUGGUCAACCCAUUCUUUAGUAGUUUUUAGUAUAGGGAGGAGGAGAACUUGGUUCCUAUGUAUGUCAUACUGUCCUUCAACACAGUCCAGUUGAGAAAGUCUUUUGUUUGAAACUUCACAUCCAUGUUAUCCUUCUACUGAAAGCUGACAUGGCUGGACUGCACUUUUCUGGUCAGCUGUAUAUGAGAAGAAACAAGUGAAGAUGCGUGGCACCUUGCUGUGACUGCUUCAUUAGUCUUUAUUUUAUGGUUACGGCUUUUCCUUCCUUCAGUACAUCACGUUCAAGAGCAGCUGAUUCUUCAGACAGCAGCUACUGAACUGUUCAGGGUUCUGAAUAUGUUAACGGUCCUUAAAACAUUAUGGACAUGAACCUUAAACACCAACUUUUUCCUGAAAUCGCCUGCAGAACUUCAGAUGAGGUUCAGAGGCUGCUAGGAAGAAGCCUAGCACUGCAGCAGAAUAGACCAGCCGUAGCUUCAAACUGUUCUUUCGCUGAUAUUCUUCAACCACUCUGUUCUUGACUGUUUCACUUGAUUUCAUGGACAAACUUGGUUUUCCCCUUUUCUUCCCUAGCUGAAAAUACUACAGGAGGAAAAAAAAAAAAAAAGACUUUUCCUACAGAAAGAAGUAGAGAGGUACUAGUGUACUCUGAAUAUUAUGAAAUAAAAAAUGAGAUGUUGCCUAUAAUCUUCUGUUAUAUUUGCCUUGUGGAAUAAGGUUUCUAUUCUGCUGUUUGAAGUAAUAUUUGUUACCAAAGCUGAAGUUAACUGACUUUCUUAAGACUUAGAAAUGGAAAAAUAUCAUUAUCUUUUCAAUUUAAACACUAUUAAAAGCUCUCCUUUGAAUGCCUUGAGCGAGUAUACGCAGUGUGGAAAUAAACUGAUAAAGCCUCUAUUUUUUUUUUUAACUAUAGAAAGUAUUCAAAAGUGAUUUAUCGACUUUAAUUUUGAACGUAAAGGCUUUUGCCACUAUGGGGCAAAUACUGUUCACUGGCACGCUAAGGGUAUGAACGUGAAUUGGUUUACUUUCAGUGUAGGUUGAAAUAGCCUAAAGCUUGAAGGGAAUCUACAGCUGGACCUGUAGUGGCUAGUGGCUGUGGAAGCCUUCGACCAAAGUAGUACCUCUGGAGACAGUGUGGCUACUCACAGCUUGCACAAGAGAAGAGGGAUUCUAAAUGAGCGUGACCUUCAUUAUUUCACAUACCACUUGUUUUCAAAGAUCUUCUUCAAUUUUAUGUCUGUGAAAACAAUAUAGUAGUAAUGCAAGCAUGUAUGUUCAUGUGCCAGUUCUGGGUAAGGCUGUGCAAAAAAAUGAGUUGCAAAAUAAUUUACGUUGGCUAGCGUGAUGUAGCUUCUGUGGCUAGAAGUUUAAAAGCAAGGCAACUUUAGGAAGAGGUAACUUGCUCUUGUCUUUUGGCACGUUAAGACAAAUGAGACAGUGUUCUGUCAAGCCGGGGACCUGGUGCAUAAUGUGUCAAUUUUUUGCUGUUAGCUUAUUUGUUGGUUUGUCUCUUCCUCCAUCAUUCCCUCUCUGUUUAUGGAACUUUGCUUUAUCCUUUCAUCUCUUAGGAAAUUGUUGAAGAACAAGAGAUUAACCGCUGUGAUAUGCAACAUAAGCCUGAAUUACUAUCCAUACCUUAACAGGCCAGUAUUAAAUUAUCAUCACAUCUGAAGUGAACUUCAUUUCAUUUGUGGUUUGAGUUGGUCGGGAAGGUCUUUGCUGUUUAUAUUUAAGAGAAGAGAUCCUUUUGUACGUGGUGUUAGAGCUGAAUGCUUCUCUAGUGUUUCAGGCUUCUUUGGGCUUUCACGGUGUUUUAAGGCUUUGUCACUCAGUUGUUAAGAGUGUGAUAGUAAGCAUUUAGUAGGAAAAAAAAA
This is a messenger RNA of Oxyura jamaicensis (ruddy duck), 3400 nucleotides long. RefSeq names its product LysM domain containing 3 (gene LYSMD3). Bases 36 to 962 code for a protein of 308 amino acids. The record is from RefSeq and is a predicted model, not a curated record. Gene Ontology annotation, cellular component: Golgi apparatus. The transcript has 2 exons. Gene Ontology annotation, biological process: Golgi organization. Lineage: Eukaryota; Metazoa; Chordata; Aves; Anseriformes; Anatidae.